Molecule: messenger RNA, 4256 nt
Organism: Anopheles funestus (African malaria mosquito)
Lineage: Eukaryota; Metazoa; Arthropoda; Insecta; Diptera; Culicidae
Gene: Pli
Product: protein pellino
Exons: 8
Coding region: 1076-2347 (423 amino acids)
Biological process (GO): protein polyubiquitination; regulation of Toll signaling pathway
Molecular function (GO): ubiquitin protein ligase activity; protein binding
Source: RefSeq, a predicted model, not a curated record
GUGUGUUGCUGCCGCCUGGUUCUAUGUUGUGUUUGUUUUUGCAUCACGUAGCCAUUUGCGUACGACGUCACAUAUCCUGAAAAGAGCUCCGUAAGGCAAAAAGGAAAGCGAAAAGAAGGAUAUCCUCUUGCCUUCCAGUUGCACAUCCCCAGAGCAAUCCUUUUUUGAGCUUUGUGUGCCUCAAUGUAUGUGUGUGUGUGUGUUUAUGUGCAAAUUUAUGAGCGAGUGUAGUUGUGUGUUGCAUUGAAGGAUCCGUCCUGUGAAGCGUUUCUUACCAGCAGCAAUUAGAUAAAAAAAACCUAACCGAGUUUUCGCAUCCAAGCAGCAGAAGAAAACCCACCUUUUCCUGUGUGCAUUUUCUGCCUACUUUGUUUUGGUUUUUGGUGCGUCCGCGUGAAAGGAAAAUUGUGUGAGAGCAGCAGUUGGGCAGCUGUUGUGUGUUGGUCCAGUGUGCGCAGUAUCAAUGCUCGUCCAACUUGUGCUGGUGUGUGUUACCGUGCUCCACUGCUGCUGUCCUGUGUGAAUGCGGUUAUGCGGUUUGGUGCACUGUUUUUUUUCUUUCCUUUAUCUUUCCAUAAAUGAAAACAAGUGAACGAUGCAAAGUUAGAGUUUGGUGAGCAAAACAUACAAAGUGAUUGUGAAUGUGUGUAGUGAUACAAUUUGUGCAGUAAAUAUUUCGUUUUGUCAAAUUAAUUCAAUAAAAUUUGUGAAGUGAAAAGCAACAACAAAAAAAGAUCCUCGUUGUUGCAUCUUUGCGCAUCUCUUACGGUGAAGUGAUAAGUUUCGUUCCCGGAAUUCGAUUUUCCAUUCGGUUUGUGUUCAUUUGUUUAUUACUGUCAAACACACACACACGCACACGCGGGCAUUUUAAUCAACCCACUCGGCCCAGCCCCUCUCCAUUCCGUCCCAUAAUUCGUUUGAUUUUGUUUUUGGUCAUUAUUAAGUGCGAUUCCGCGCGCGCCACCAAUCCGGUGAGUGCGGAACGAACUGCAUCCCGUACACAAUAGGCUCGGUCGAGGAAGAAAGCAUCGUCGUCGGCAUUACGGAGACCAACGGAACAAACGUCGUCGCAAGCAUGGUGAAACGAACUGACGGCACAGAGUCUCCGAUAAUUACGGAGAGCGAUGCAGAUACGGAUAAACCGCGAAUGAGAUAUGGAGAACUCGUGAUACUAGGAUAUAAUGGAUUUCUACCACAGGGCGAUCGUGGCCGUCGUCGGUCAAAGUUCGUCCUGUACAAACGCGUCGAAUCAAAUGGCGUCAAACGUUCCAAACACUACAUUGUACAGUCGCCUCAAUCCUCGCAGGCCAUCUUGGACGCCAAACAGCACUCCAUAUCGUACACGCUCUCCCGCAAUCAGGCCGUUAUCGUAGAGUACAAAGAGGAUCCAGAUACGGAUAUGUUUCAGGUUGGACGAUCAUCCGAAUCGCCGAUCGAUUUCGUUGUGAUGGACACACUACCAGGAGACAAGAAAGAUGCGAAAAUUGUGCAGAGCACGAUUUCUAGAUUUGCCUGUAGAAUUUUGGUAGACCGAGCGGAUGGCAACAAGGCACGGAUAUAUGCAGCAGGGUUCGAUUCUAGCAGAAACAUAUUUCUCGGGGAGAAAGCCACUAAAUGGCAGGAUAAUGUAGAAAUCGAUGGCCUCACUACAAACGGCGUACUGAUAAUGCAUCCAAAGGGUGACUUUUGUGGCGGCAAUGCAGAUUGCGGACAGUGGCGGGAAACGUCCGUUGGAGGUGAUGUCUUUAGCUUGCGAGAAUGCCGAUCGGCACAACAGAAGGGACAGCAGAUUUACGACGAGACGAAUGUGCUGCAGGAUGGCACCCUGAUCGAUCUCUGCGGCGCGACGCUUCUGUGGCGUUCGGCCGAAGGUUUGCGGCAUUCACCGACAAAGAAGGACCUGGAAAAGUUAGUAGAUGAAAUCAAUGCUGGCCGGCCACAGUGUCCGGUGGGCCUAAACACGUUAGUUAUUCCUAGAAAAGUGUCAUUGGGUGAUCACGUCAAUCAGCCUUACGUAUAUCUGAACUGUGGCCAUGUACAGGGUCAGCAUGGUUGGGGUCAGGAUAAAAACACAAACGCACGACGGUGUCCGAUGUGUCUGGAGGUGGGACCGGUGGUGACACUCUGUAUGGGUGUCGAGCCCGCAUUUUACGUUGAUUCAGGUCCACCAACGUACGCAUUCAACCCGUGCGGUCAUAUGGCGACGGAAAAAACGGUCAAAUACUGGGCAAAUGUCGAUAUACCUCACGGUACCAACGGUUUUCAGUCGGUUUGCCCGUUCUGUGCGACCCCGCUUGUAGGAUCUCCCGGUUACAUAAAGCUGAUUUUCCAGGAUAAUUUAGAUUAAUUUCGCCAUCAUCUCAUUCUACACAUCUGCAACCAUGGUCAUCAUCGGUCUCCCCCCCGCAUGUCACGUCACGUUUGGCACUCGGCCGACUGUUUUUCCGGACUCCCGUAAUGCCGAGCUAGCUGGAAAACAGCGCUUGUAAUGCGUGAUGGAAACGCUUAAAAAUGAUUCAAAACAAAAGCGCCACCUAGUGUACGGGGGAUGAAAGUGUUCGCAUUGAGUUUAAGAUUAGCGCCAUCUGUUGGUGUAUAGGUAGUUUUAUUUCGGAACAUUUUCUAAGCACGCUGAAUCGAAGUUCAUCGCUGGCGGCAUUUUUCCCCGGCUGUCACUAUUUAGUAUCAACUGUUUUUUUUUCAACUAUAUGUAGUGCGUUAAAAUAAUCUGUUUUGUAUUUUAGUUUAUUGAUGUGUUAAUGUAUUUUAUCUUUCAAUAGAAUGUCGAAUGAAAUUCUAGCGUCGGCGUAGGUUGGAAAAAGCACGCUAGGCAAUGAUGUGUAAGCGUUGGCUGGCGGCCGGCUAAACAAUCAGUAAUGCAAACCAAACAUAAUUAUUAUUCGCUACAAGAUUGAUCGACCGAUGCUGGUUAGAUAUUUUCAUUACGACGAAUUUGGAAACAGAGAGCUGAACGAGGCCUUCCAAUUUCUACAACGGCACUCGAUUUGUUCCGGUUACCCCCGUGCACAUUGAAGGUCCUUUGUUUAGUGCGUUCCAUAGCAGCUGAAAUUAGCACCAAUGUAUUCGACCGUGGUUUUAAUGUAUCCCAUUUAUGCUUAAGUUAUGUGGAAAGAUUGUGUUUACGCUGUAGUUUCCUGAAAACUGAUGAAUUUAUAACGAACUUUAGCACGUUUCGGGUUUAUUACGAUGCAUCGUGUUUGAAGUGUACCAGCUUGUCUUAGGAAUACAUUGAAUUCACUCUCUCUCUAUUGCCUUCCUUUACAAUUAUUCUGGAUCAAAAGCAAACUUGGUACGUUAUGAAAUGGAAACGAAAACCGAACUUUGCCUAAUGCAUCCACACCAUUGAGCAAUUGAAGGGAACGUCGCCUAUCGUUGAUCCUGUGGAUGUAACGACUUCAUCAUUUUGUUUGUUUAGUUCGACCUUAAGGUUAGUGUUAAUUUACAACAAAAUGCUCUUGCAUAUGGUUAAGAAGUAAAAUUUAUUUCUAAACAUAAAUGAACUGAAUGUGUUUCGCUACUCUAGGCCUUUGUUCGAUUGCAAUUUAUAUGUUUAAAAAAAACAAGGAGAAACAUACGUGCGAAUGCAUUUUUCAAUUUUUUCUCGAAUUGUUAAAUUAGAAAAAAAAGAAGCUAACUGUAGGUUUUGUGAUUUCGUCUAUUACAUUUGUUCUCAAUUUCGAAUCAAAUUACUAGUGAAUUGAAUUGGUUGUGUUGAGGUAAAUAAUGCUAAACGAGCCAUGUUUUUACUGUCACCGGAAAUGAAACGUGUGGGGGUUAAAAAACAAAACAAAAAAAAGAGAAAGAUCCACACGCUGACGAUGUAACAAUGAAAAACAGAAAACAAAACAAAAAAAAAGCAAAACAAAAUCAAUCGAAUGAUGAACACAAAGCACCGGCAAUAUGAAAGAUACGCGCAAGAUGUGUGUUUAACAUUAUAGAACAUUUAGGUGAAUUCCGUUCGUUCACGGUUCUGUAAACGCCCGAUAAGAUUGCUUCUAUUUCUCGUCGACGGGGUCACACUACGAAAUCAAGCGGGGUGUGCAGUUACGCAACAAACAUAUGAACAAAAAUCCCCCCCUCCCCCCUGGGCCCCCUUUUUGAUGCGUCAAAACAUGUAAAAGGGUGAAACUUCGUUCGCAGCGAAACGUGUACAUAAAGUAUUGAUAAGACAAUUGCAUAAAAUAAUUAGAUAAUGUAAGCAUGUGUGAUGUGCGCGUCGUGAAACAAUAAGCAAA